AUGGACGAAAUUGCCCAGUCUCCACUGUGUUGGUAUGAAGCCAGUGAAUCGAGUGUGUUGGGUCCUGAUUUGGUAGAAGAGACUACUGAGAAGAUUAAAAAGAUUCGAGCUAGAAUUUUAACUGCACAAAGCCGACAGAAGAGCUAUGCAGAUCAGAGAAGGAAAUCGUUAGAAUUUGAAGUGGGCGAGCAUGUAUUUCUGAGUGUUACUCCAACAACUGGGAUUGGAAGAGCAAUUAAAACGAAGAAGUUGAAUCCGAGGUAUAUAAGGCCGUUUGAGAUUUUGAGACAAUUCGGGCUGGUGGCAUAUCAAGUAGCCUUGCCACCGCGUUUGUCUAACUUACAUGACGUAUUCCACAUGUCAAAACUCCGUAAGUACACGUCUGAUGCGGCUCAUGUCUUAGAGUCCAAAUCGGUCGAGCUGAAAGAGAACUUGACUUUUCAAGUAACAUCGAUGCGGAUUGACGACACUAGUAUGAAGAAGUUGCGUGGAAAGGAGGUUCUGUUGGUUAAAGUGGCUUGGAGAAUAGCGGGAGUGGAAGAGCACACUUGGGAAUUGGAGUUCGAGAUGCGGAAGGAUUAUCCCAAGCUAUUCUCACGUAAUCACUAA
This is a messenger RNA of Arachis ipaensis, 609 nucleotides long. RefSeq lists its product as uncharacterized. NCBI's taxonomy places the organism in Eukaryota, Viridiplantae, Streptophyta, Magnoliopsida, Fabales, Fabaceae. The record is from RefSeq and is a predicted model, not a curated record.